Molecule: messenger RNA, 994 nt
Organism: Mercurialis annua (annual mercury)
Lineage: Eukaryota; Viridiplantae; Streptophyta; Magnoliopsida; Malpighiales; Euphorbiaceae
Exons: 3
Coding region: 1-534 (177 amino acids)
Source: RefSeq, a predicted model, not a curated record
AUGGCGUGCACCAUCGCCGGGCGAUGGUGCAGGCCGUCGCCGGGCGAUGGCCAGGCCGCCGCCGGGCGAUGGCCAGGCCGCCGCCGGGCGAUGGCCAGGCCGCCGCCGGGCGAUGGCCAGGCCGCCGCCGGGCGAUGGCCAGGCCGCCGCCGCCGUCCGAGAGCCAAAGAAGGACCCGAUAAUGGUGGCAGGGGAAAGAGUAAGCCUAUUAUAGCUGAAGCUGAUUUUGAGGAGUCGGGACAGCGAAAUAUUCGAAAGCGUGGUGUGAGUGCCUCAGUCCGACGACACAAGAAGGGGGCUCCUGCUAUUGAGGGAGCUAGUGAGACGCCAGUCGAUGAUCAGAUACAGGAUGAUCGGAUGGAGGAUGAUGACAUGGAAGAUGAUCGGAUAGACGAUGCUGAUUUUGAGACUUCUGAGGACGAGAGUUUAGGACCAAUCGUGAACAUUCGACGGAGAAAGGGGAAAGAUGGACGGUUUGUUGCUGAAACGUCAUCAGUGACGAGUAGAAGAGCCAGGACUGAAAUACCUGCUUGAACUGUUAGUGAUCCAGUGCCAGGUGGACCUGAGGACAAGAGUAUUAUUCCCAGUUUCCUUGGACAUGUCGCUUAUGGAAUAUGGACAGGGAAAGAGGAGCGAGGCACUCUGAAGUGUCAGAGUAGACAUGCAGUUUGUAAGAGGUUGUCAGCAUCGCAUCAUGACGCCUCGGACGAGGUCAAACACCUGAUAGCCGAGAGUGGUUUGGCAGGCCUUCGUCUUCGUAUUCUUUCGUGCAAAAGAAUCUAAAUCUGUGUGCGACCCUCUAUAUCUCUCACCCCGACAACAUCUCAAAAGUUUUACCAACCCCCCUUUCUUGUGAGACGAAAUAACCAGCUCAAACCCAAUCCGUAUAGCAAUUCCCUUUGCCCAAUUUAUUGCUUCGGUAUCACUUUCAAACCCGUUUUCAUAAAAAAACCGUUCACUGUAAUCGAUACCGUCACUGCCAUAAUCUUCUAAA